AUGGCCCUCCACCACGGCGCGCGGCUCCGCUCCCGCGCCGCGCCCCUCCUCGCCGUCGUCGUCCUCGCGGUCCUCGCCCUCGUCUCGCUCCUCCGCAACCGCAACCACACCGCCGCGCAGCGCAAGAUCCUGCUCGACCCGUCCUUCACCCCGCGGCUGCCGCGCCAGGGCGCGCUGUCCCUCUCCCUCGCCCGCCGCAACGCGCUGCCGCCGCGCAACGCGGCCCGCUUCCCCAGCCUCCCCGACGGCCACCUCAAGGUCGUCCUCUACGUCCACAACCGGCCCCGCUACCUCCGCCUCGUCGUCGACAGCCUCUCCCGCGUCGACGGCAUCGGCGAGGCGCUGCUCGUCGUCAGCCACGACGGCUACUUCCCCGAGAUGGACGAGAUCGUCAAGGGCAUCGCCUUCUGCCAGGUGAAGCAGAUCUUCGCGCCCUACUCGCCGCACCUCUUCCCGGACUCCUUCCCCGGCGUCGCGCCCGGGGACUGCCGGGACAAGGACAGGGCGGCCGAGAAGCGGUGCCGGGGCGAGCCGGACCAGUAUGGCAACCACCGCUCCCCGAGGAUCGUGUCGCUGAAGCACCACUGGUGGUGGAUGAUGAACACCGUGUGGGAUGGGCUGGAGGAGACCAGGGACUUCGACGGGCACAUCCUCUUCAUCGAGGAGGACCACUACAUCUUCCCCAAUGCAUACCGCAACGUGCAGCUGCUUGUGGAUUUGAAGCCGAAGAAGUGCCCCCAAUGCUAUGCCGUCAAUUUGGCGCCCUCCGAUGUCAAGGCGAAAGGGGAAGGCUGGGAGAGCAUGGUUGCUGAGAAGAUGGGUAACAUUGGCUAUGCCUUCAACAGGACUGUGUGGAGGAAGAUUCAUGCCAAGGCUAAGCAGUUCUGCGACUUUGAUGAAUACAAUUGGGAUAUAACCAUGUGGGCAACGGUGUAUCCGUCGUUUGAAGCUCCUGUUUACAGUCUGAGGGGGCCUAGGAGGAGUGCUGCACAUUUUGGCAAGUGUGGCCUGCACCAAGGCCAAGACUCCAGCAGUGUUUGUGUGGAUAAUGGCGCGGGAGCCGUAGAACUAGAUGCCAUCGACAAGGUUCCUAACAUCAAAGCUGAUUGGCCAGUCCACAUCAUUAGGAAACAACCGGGGUAUCAGGCUGGUUUCAAAGGAUGGGGUGGCUGGGGCGAUCGGCGUGACCGGGAGCUUUGCUUGAGUUUUGCAUACAUGUACCAUGUUAAAGACACCUUGUCUGUUGUUGAGAAGCUUCCUCCUAGCGGAACAUUAUCCAUGGUGGUUCCUAUGUUACAGGGCGAGGUCCCGUUCUUUGCUGCUGAUGAAGAAUCUUCUUCAGUUGGUGCUCUUCUCAUUCCUUAG
Messenger RNA from Triticum turgidum subsp. durum (durum wheat), 1365 nucleotides. Lineage: Eukaryota; Viridiplantae; Streptophyta; Magnoliopsida; Poales; Poaceae. The record is from the annotation of a GenBank genome assembly.